CAUUCCCACUUCCUGCUCUGCAGGCAGAAAAACAUUGAAAGUUUCCAAARACACCAGUUUGAUGAGCUGCAGGCGACAUGGACCUGACCGAGUCCCCGCUGAAAGGAGGCGUGAUCAUUUCUCACCAGCUCCAUGAAGGGAAGCACCAGUAUGAAGUCAAACAGGUGAUAAAGUACAAGAAGAGCGGGAACAAGAUGUUUACCGUGCACAAGGCGGAACAGAAAAAGGAGGCGUUUGUGUCUGAAGAAAAGGAUCUUUUAGAACCUUUCAACAAGGAGACCACGAUGCUGAGCUUCUCCUGGGAGAUGAUAAGAGAGGAGGAGGAGGAGGGAGUCGUCCAUGAAGGAUGGGAGAAGAACACAGAGAAGGACGUUUGUCCAGAGGACGACUCAGACCUGCUGGUCGUCACCAUGACCCAGACCAGCAUCUCCGUGGUGAGUGGGCGGGGCUGCAACGACUGCACCUGUCAGGGAUGUCACGGGACGGGGUGCACCUUGAAGGACGUCAUCGUGGUGUCAGAGUCCAGCACGGUGACGCUCAUUCCCAGAGGAGACGUCAGCUUCAGGCAGGAGAAACUGGCAGAGGCUUUGAUCAAACACGUGCCGUCUCAUCUGUUCGUGCGAGGCAUCUGCUCCAGUGGGUCUCUGUACCCGUCCCCAAACCCAGAGAAGAUCAACAUUUACUACUACAAGUCCAACGACAUGGAUCACACCUUCAAAGGAAUGCCCGUGGUCCUGAACCUGACCGGAUCCAACUGCUUCGUUCGGUGCUGCAAGAAYGGGGACAAGGUGUUCCUACAGACGGAGGCCUGUGAGAAGCAGCGGCUGAAGCAGAUCUCCAAGAAGGACGAGUGCACCUUCUCCUUCGUCUUCUACAUGAAGGCCAACAGGACCAAGCAGCGGCGCUUCGAGUCGGCGCUGUACCGAGGCUGGUUCAUGCAGAUCGCCCACAGCGACCUGGUGGAGAUGKCUGAGACAGACAAGGAGUGGGAUUCCUCCUUCCUCUUCAUCAUUCAGAUGUGAGGCAGAGGAGUUUCUACAGUUCUCUGUUAAACCAAAGCUCUGUUCAGUAUUUAACUGUGACCUCCACUCUGCAGUGACAACAUAAGAAUAAAAUAAUACCAAUCAAAUGAGACKACCUGUUAGUGACAUCAUCACUUAGUCUUACAUUUAAAUGACU
Messenger RNA from Austrofundulus limnaeus, 1179 nucleotides. RefSeq lists its product as uncharacterized. The transcript is spliced from 6 exons. Gene Ontology annotation, biological process: cytokine-mediated signaling pathway; cellular response to lipopolysaccharide; inflammatory response. Gene Ontology annotation, molecular function: cytokine activity. Bases 78 to 1022 code for a protein of 314 amino acids. NCBI's taxonomy places the organism in Eukaryota, Metazoa, Chordata, Actinopteri, Cyprinodontiformes, Rivulidae. The record is from RefSeq and is a predicted model, not a curated record.